Trichoderma breve is the source of this 2076-nucleotide messenger RNA. Its product is annotated as universal stress protein family domain-containing protein. The transcript has 5 exons. The coding region runs from base 1 to 2076 and encodes 691 amino acids. The record is from RefSeq and is a predicted model, not a curated record. Lineage: Eukaryota; Fungi; Ascomycota; Sordariomycetes; Hypocreales; Hypocreaceae.
AUGGCGAACAACAAUAAUAACAAAUUUCUUCCCAUGAGUAUCGAUGCCAUGCUCGAUAUGGAGCGGCAAGAGGUUCUGGCUCUGCUGGAGCGAUCUAAUGAGGCUCCUGUUCCGUCGGCAAGGGGCGGUCGGACUACCACUACCACUCAGGGCCCGCUGGUCCGCAGCAUGCUCGAUGUUAGUGGCCCUAUGCCGGACUCUCCUAGGCGGACGGGUAGAAGCUCAACUCCAAGCUCUCCUCUGAUGCCUCCCAGUGAGCCCUUCAGACCGCAACAAUCAUCUGGUUUGGUGCCACAUCCGCGAAGUAGAUCUGAUGCCAGUAUCAAGUUUGCCGAGCCUGCACGUGGCCGCCGAAACGAUCCGAUUGCCAACUACCAGUUUUCUAGUAUAUACUCGCAUGGCUCGGGUUCCCAAUCCUCGGUGAAAUGGUCGUCUUCAAGAAACAGCAAGCGAGAGAGCGGAGGGUCCCUAGGAGAUAUCUUGAGAGGCUCCGACGGUGGACUUCAGCUUCCUGCGGAUAGAGGCCGAUCUCCGCUUGGUGGCUCUCGCCUUUUCAACAACAAGUCCAAGUCACCCCAGACUCAAAAUCGUCGUUGGGGAAGUAGGUCUCGAUCACCGGCGACCUUUUCCACACCACAGCUACCCCCAGGCCAGGCUCUGUUGAAUGAUGGCAAAGUUGUUAACCUCAAUAAUGCCUACCGGAAAUUGUCAGAUGCGAAUCUCAUUCAGUCUAGCGGAAGCUUGGCGCAACUGGCUAUGCGAAAAAAGUCUGGGGAAGCUGGGGAGGGCAGGCUGGUCAAAGACUAUGUUGGGCCGGAUGGCGAGCAGCUUGGCUCGAGUGACGAAGAAGAAGAGGAGUCCUCUGAAGAUGAGGAUAGAGGCCGCAAGAAGUCUCCUCGGUCUCUGAUACACGAUACCGAGCCAGACAGCAAACAGCCCGCCGCCGCCGGCAGCUCACAAUCUGGGGGCCGACAGGCACUGAGCCUGCUCGCGGCGGCGGAACAAGAACGAUCGCAAGUGGCAUCUCAGCAAGCUCAAUACCAGUACCGUUCCUUGUUUGAGGAGCCCGAGAUCAAGGUGACAACCGCCACUGGAGACACUACAAAGCCCUCCAAGGCCAACAGGGGCGUUCAUCCUGUUACCAGCUACGACCAAGGGCCGCCAUCGAGGACGCCUUCGGUCAUGGACUCAGAUGAGGAAGCCGACAUGGACGACAUCAAGAGGGCACAAAACCUGUCCUUCAACAUGACCAAUAUCUUGGAAACGCCAGAAGCGCACCGCGCCAUUCGCAUCAUCUACCGCGGAGACUACACUAGAAUGGUUCAGGCCGCCGAAGAAGAGAACCACAGGCUGAGAAAAUACCUGGUUGCGACCGAUCUUAGUGAUGAAUCAACGCAUGCCCUCGAGUGGGCGAUUGGUACAGUUCUCCGAGAUGGCGACACCUUGGUAGCCAUCUACUGCAUUGACGAGGAGACGGGCAUCGUCACGGGAGAGGGUUCCCUGGUGCCAGAUGAGUCAAAGGCGAUGAAGGAGCAGGCAGCGGCCAUCAACCUGAUGGCAAACACAAAGUUGGUGCCGGGGCAGGUGAACUUGGUCUCUGAGUUUAAGCGCAGCUCAGGCUUUUACCUACGGGGCGAUUCUAACGCUGGCACUCCAAGCGGCUCGCCCGCGCCGCUCUAUCGGGGUGAUCGCUAUAAAGCCGAGCAGGAGCGUAAUCGCGCGGUCCAGGAGAUUACAGAUAAGGUGCUCCGUCUCCUGAGGAAGACUCGGCUCCAGGUCAGGGUGAUUGUAGAAGUCCUGCACUGCAAGAACCCCCGGCAUCUCGUGACCGAGGUAAUUGACCUUGUCAAUCCCACUCUGGUUGUGAUUGGGAGCCGGGGCCGAAGCGCGCUCAAGGGACGUAGUGUCAUUCUGGGGUCCUUCUCCAACUACCUGGUUACUAAGAGUUCGGUGCCCGUCAUGGUUGCACGCAAGAAACUACGCAAGCAGUCCAAGUACAAGCGGACGCCGGUGAAGCAGGUGAACAACAUCAGCAACCCGACGGCCAGAAGCCUGGCCAACGCCAAAGUAGACUAG